Molecule: messenger RNA, 1089 nt
Organism: Penicillium subrubescens
Lineage: Eukaryota; Fungi; Ascomycota; Eurotiomycetes; Eurotiales; Aspergillaceae
Product: NAD(P)-dependent alcohol dehydrogenase
Exons: 3
Coding region: 1-1089 (362 amino acids)
Biological process (GO): alcohol metabolic process
Molecular function (GO): alcohol dehydrogenase (NADP+) activity; zinc ion binding
Source: RefSeq, a predicted model, not a curated record
AUGACCAGCAGCCAAGUACCCAAAUUUGAAGGCUGGCUGGGUAACGACCCAACCUCCGCAGAUGGAAAUAUGACAUGGGGUCCAUACACCGCCAAAGCAUGGGAUGAGACCGACAUCGAUAUUAGAAUCACACACUGCAGCGUUUGUGCCUCGGACCUAAGUACUCUGCGCAGCAGCUGGUCACCAGCUGAGUAUCCCUGUUGUGUCGGACAUGAAAUCGUUGGCGUAGCUAUCCGCGUUGGGUCAGCGGUUACCAAUGGUAUUUCGGAGGGUGACAGGGUUGCUGUUGGUCCACAAAGCGACGCCUGCCUUGGUCGUCGAGGAGAAUGUCGGGAGUGUGCAAGUGGGAAGGAAAACUACUGCCAUGUACACCUAACUGGAACGUACAAUGGUCGGUAUCUGAGUGGCGAGAAGUCCUUCGGCGGAUAUGGACGGUACAUUCGCGUGCCGUCGUACUUUGUCUUCCAGGUUCCGAAUGGUUUACCUUCUGCACACGCAGCACCGAUGAUGUGUGCUGGUGUCACGACCUUCUCUGCGUUGAAGAGGAACGGUUGCGGUCCAGGGAAGAAUGUGGGGAUUAUUGGGAUUGGAGGAUUGGGACAUUUUGGGAUUCUGUGGGCGAAGGCGCUCGGUGCAGAAAAGGUUGUUGCCAUUUCCCGGAGGUCGAAUAAGAGAGAGGACGCUAUUCGUCUGGGAGCGGACGAAUAUAUCGCCACCGAGGAAGACGAGGACUGGGUAGGGGCCUAUAAGAUGCGGAUGGAUGUGGUUAUAUGCACGGUUUCUUCCUCAAAGAUGCCACUGGAAGACUAUUUGAGUUGCCUCCGCACGGAUGGCUGUUUCGUCCAGAUAGGAUUGCCAGAAGACAAGUUCCCACCGUUCCGAGCAGGUCUACUGGCGUCCCGCUGUGCAAAAGUCGCAGGAUCGUUCAUCGGUGCACCGCACGAGAUUCGAGAAAUGCUGCAGCUGGCUGUGGACAAGAAUGUGGUUCCGUGGGUGACCGAGAGGCCGAUGAAGGACGCCAAUGCGGCUAUCGUUGAUAUGGCGAAAGGGAAGGCUAGAUAUCGAUACGUCCUCGUCAAUGACGGAUAG